This is a messenger RNA of Serendipita indica DSM 11827, 1494 nucleotides long. Lineage: Eukaryota; Fungi; Basidiomycota; Agaricomycetes; Sebacinales; Serendipitaceae. The record is from the annotation of a GenBank genome assembly.
AUGGCGCAUUUUACGCCAAUUCCAUCUCGCACACGAGCAGAGAUGCGCCAAAUUGUCACAAUACAAGACGAGAACGAAGUCUCUGUCGCUGAGCUUCUGCAGCAACUACGCGCACGGUUUGAUGAGGACGAUAUCCAAGCACGUAUCCUGCACUAUCCGGACAGCACAAUUGACGAGUAUUAUGUGGAAGAGGAAGCAGAGGAUGUGGCCAUGGAGCCUGUAGUCCCCAAAAAUAAUCCGCCACGCCGUAUUCCACCAACGCCUGCGAGACCAGAUCACGAUACGCUCGCAAAACUCCUUGAAGUGUCUUCAGAUGACGAUUCGAACGACGAAUCUUAUGAAGACACCACAGCUGAUUCCCAACUCGCGGAAUGGCUUGCAUCUUUCACCAAUGCGACGAAGUCUGACCAGCUCAAGCGCCUUCAUAUGUACCCCAAAACACCGCCAAAGUUGCUUCAGGAUGAUAUCCCCUCCGCCUUCGACCCUACUGACAAAGCCCAAAAGACGACACCUCUGCCGCACUAUCAAGUUGGGCGACCAGGACACACGCCAUGGAUGAAAAGACGUGUGGAUUUUCGUCACCGAGCCGUGUCAGACCCAUGCACCUCGAGCUCUGAGCCAUCCGUCCCACAUCGACGAUCGAUAUCCGCGCAAGUGGGGCGAACUGUCGAACACGGGCCAAAGUUCACCAUUAGUAAAGACAAUGAGACAAAUUCCUCGCUCACUACUAGAAAUCUGCAGCCUCCAUUCUUCCCACCAUUUGAUUUUGAACUCGAGCCUACGGUCUCUCCACAGGCGACUUCUAACCUUUAUGAAGCUAUUUUGAGUCCAAUAACCCCUAGAACUCCAAGUCUUGCCACCCCAAUCGAUUCACAGAAUUCAUUCGCCGACGAAUGGUCAUCGCCACUGAAAAUGCAACCCCAGGAUGCGCCAGGGUACCACGUUCGCUUUUCGCAAUUGGCCCAUUUCAACUCUCCCACGAAAGGGCUCGACCUGUCCAUCGCCAACUCUUUGGCGGAUAUUUCUAACAUCCAUGCCUACAACGCUGCUCUCAAACACGCUUCGAAGAGCCCGGCAAUGAUCAGAAGAUGGCAGCAUAUGCUAAACGAGCUCGCUGAGAGGUUUCCACUGACAUCGCAUAUCCCUGACCUUUCACAGCUCCUUCUGGAAGACAAUGAAAUGCACAAAUCCCCCAUCUCGUCCUCGACUCCGAUUGCCGCUCGUACGGAUGCAACGAGUUACGAGUCGCUUUCAGACGAGCAGCAACCUUCCUUUGAGGACCAACGAUUCAACCUUACCGAGGUCCUUACCGCGAGAAAAACGCUUGCGGAUACGAUACUGGACAGAGAGUAUGCUUCAUACCUCCGCAAGAGCAUUGAAUUCAAACGAGACGAGGUGCGCGUGCUGGGGGAGCUCAUGAGACAACGACAAAAGACAAUUGAACGCCUAGAAGAAAUAUUGAAGCGAAGAGCCAUGGACAUUCUCUCAAGUUGA